This is a messenger RNA of Ceutorhynchus assimilis (cabbage seed weevil), 2672 nucleotides long. NCBI's taxonomy places the organism in Eukaryota, Metazoa, Arthropoda, Insecta, Coleoptera, Curculionidae. The record is from the annotation of a GenBank genome assembly.
UGAAAACGCCUGUAGGUCUAGUAGAUUCUAGUUUGUUGACAAAAGGAAAAGAAAAAGAAAUUUCCCUUUUUGGGGAACAUCUGUUCAUGGUUGUUGUUAAUUUCGAUUUUAAAUUUUCGGUUUUCACAAUUCCAACAAACUAGUAUUUUAUCUAUUUUAUAAAAGAACUCGCUAAUGUUUUCGAUAAACAGUUGAAUAUUUGUAUUAACAUUGAACAGCUGCAAGCAAAUAAUGGCCCAAACUAAAAUAACAGCAAUUUACGGACGUCGCCCCCCUUGCUCGGAAGUUGGCAGGAUCCAAGAGAGAAAAAACAAGGCGAAGGCCUUAAAAUUGCAAGAGCAAAAUCGCAAACCCGAGAAACCAGAAGAUUUUAUCACAUACGAAGACAGCGAGUCGGAAGAAGAAACUGAUUUUGUAUUAAACGAAGCCCUAAACACGUCGUACAAUUUUGUCGAUUACGUAAAGCAUAGAGAAACUCAGACCUCAAAAUACAGUUCUGUAAUGAAAGAAUACGGAAAUAGACACAUGUUGACUCAUGAAAUGUUUAAGGAAACUGCAAUCAAUUUGGGACAUAUGAACAAAGUGUUUUGUUCUCAGUGGUUAAGUAAUAGACAGGUUGUUUUCGGAACUAAAUGUAAUAAGCUAAUGGUCUACGAUGUCCAAACUCAUAAAUUAGAUCAGAUACCAUCCCUUAUCAGCAGUACUAGAAGGGAAAUUCAAAAUAACAAUGAGCAGCCUUGUGGUAUUCAUUCAGUCCAACUUAACCCGUCAAGAACUUUGCUGGCAACUGGAGCAAGAAAUACUUGUGACGUGGCUGUUUAUAGAAUGCCCACAUUAGAUCCGGUUUGUGUUGGUGAAAACGCUCAUAAAGAUUGGGUGUUUGAUAUGUGUUGGCUAGACGAUGAGUUUUUAGUUUCCGGCUCGAGAGAUACAAAAUUAGCUCUGUGGAGAAUAACAGAUGAUAUUUUAGAAGCUAAAGAUGAAGUGCCAACACAUAAAAUUAUAUCGCCUCAAUCUUUGAAGGAUUGUAGAAAUUCACAGAAAAUUAGAGCAAUAGCAUUCAAUAAAUCUUACCAAGAAAUAGCGGCCUUGAGCCUUAACGGUUACAUUCAUAUUUGGGAUGCCGAAAGGUUUCAGCAAAAAAUAUCUCGGAAACUGCCAAGCUCUCAGGAAAAUGUAUGCAUGGCUGUACAAGAAAAUGGAAGCGUUUAUGCUAUUGGUUGUCGAUCUUAUACACUUUUAUUGGAUUGUCGAACACUACAGGCCAUCAAAAAAGUAUCAUCACGUUACUCCGGUUGUGGUAUUCGAUCUGCUACGUUCCAAGGAGACAUUCUAACAGUCGGUACUGGUUUAGGGAUGUUAAUGUUUUACGAUUUGAAGGCUGGAAAAUACUUGGAAAGCAGCAUUAAUACUUCUAGAACUGUUAUAUUAAAGGGUAGCAAAGGAUAUGUGUUCCCUGAUGAAGAAUACAUGGACAAUGCCCAAAAUGUAAAAUACGUACCGGCCAUCUAUACACAUUGCUACGAUUCCACUGGGACGCGGCUGUUCACAGCCGGAGGGCCUCUUCCUGCAACUUUAACUGGAAAUUAUGCAGGAUUAUGGCAAUAAAAAUUUACGUUAUAGGGUAGCUAUAAUUAAAAUUUCACCUAACGGUUUAAGUAAGCAAUUUAAGGGCGGCCAAGUGUCUGAAAAAUGUUUUAAGUUCCUUAAUUGCAGAUUUGUGAUUUUUACAUGUUCGUAUAAGUCGUUGACCGAUUAGCACAGAUAGCAUAAAAUAUGAAUUGCUUACGCCAAGACAUAAUUACGAUGUAGGUAUUAAUUAUAAGGAAACUAGACAGAAUUUAAGCAAAAUGGUUUGAAUCCUCAGUCUAUCUGUGCUAAUAGUUCAUUGGUAUACAAGUAGUUGUUUUUUAAAAACAUUUAGGAUAAACAUAUAUUUUAAGGCAUAUGUAUAAAUAUUUUAAUUGUCUAUUCAUUUUUUUUUUGCAAGCUUAAUGUGAGGAAAAAUCAUCUCCGUUUUUGUGAUGCAUUUUUAAUUUAGAUGCCGAUUUUUUUUAAUUUUAGGUGUUGAGGUGGAUAUAUUUGCAUAUUUCGGUCUUUUAUUUAAUUUAAUCUAGCAUUGUCCAUUUAACCAUGCGAUUUCUUUCUCGUAAUGUUAUAGGUAUGACCAAGAAUAAUUUUUUUUAAUGUUAAUUUUAUCAUUGGAUUGGUACAUUUUUGGUAAAUUCGAAAACUGUGUAUAGGUUUAAGUUAUACAUCAGUUGAAUUCAUUUAUCAUAUUUUUCUUCAAACUUCAACAAGCUUAUUUCCUACCAAGUAAUUUUUUGAUGUUAAAGUUUAUUUUGUUUGACGGUGACUAUGAAACUAAAAGUACUUUUAAUGCCGUCGAGGGCAAAGGUAAAAGUACAACUCAAACUUUUGUCAUUUAUGUAUUUGGGGUAAAAGUUACUUUUGUAGCGCAUCUGUCAUGCCAGACUUGACAUAAAAGUAUCACUUUUACUCCUAAUAAAACCACAUACCUACAUAUUUAUUGCACCAUAUUGUAGACUAGAUUCUUUUAAAAUUUUCCCUUGAUUUUGUUUAUUGGUUUUAAUUGAUUGGACUUAAACAUUGAUUAAAUAUACAUAUUUAGAAUCAAUCUUUUAAUAAACAAUAUCUCAAUAGUUUGUGAA